AUGGCCUCCACCGACAGCUAUUGGAUGAUUGGGUUUGCAAUUAUGUGUAUAGUAACAAUUAUUGGUUGUAUCGCUCACAUUGCUAUUCUCUUAGUAGUAUUAUCGAUUCAAAAUUUACGAAAAAAUCCAUCCAAUUCGUUCAUCGUUACACUUUCCCUAACUGGACUUUUGGCGACGUCAAUUGUAUUCCCUUCGGCCAUCGUUAUUUACGAUGAUGUGAAAUCUGGUUCAAAAAAGUGGGUGGUAGCAGGUUCAAAUUGUUCGAAUGACCAUACUGACGACAUUCCUUGGGGUAUGUGUACCGCCUUGCAGGUACUACAUAAUUUUUCAAUUUACAAUUCCGCUUGGUUGGUUUCUGCUAUUGCAAUUGAAAGAAACGUGUCCAUCACUCGCCCAUUUUAUGCGGCUUCGGCAUUAAAAUAUGCGUUGUUGAACGCAAUCGUGACAGCGGGCAGCAUACUUUUUGCUUUAAUUCCAAUUUUCCAAUUACCUGAUCAAACUUGUUAUGCGCCAUACGCCUAUCGUUUUCAGGAUCCAAUUUUCCGUUGGUUGCAAUUUUUGGCAGUCUAUGUACUUCCAAUCAUUAUUAUCGUAGUAAUGUAUUUAAACAUUUACCGAGUUGCACAGAAUGUGCAAAGAACAAUUCAGCCGACCCCUUCUCUGUUUCCUCCAAUUAAUGAAACGACUCCAAGAAUAUGGACUGUAAAUCCAGUUGUCGUUUCGCAAACAGAAUCAAGUAUGGUCUCUAAUAAGAAACGUAAUAAAGCAAUCAAGACGUUAGUGCUUACAAUCGGUUCCUACAUUGUACUGUGGUCGCCCUAUUGGGUAUUGAACGUGAUCCCCAUUGUUCAUCACGAAGAUUUUCUGUGUGACGCAGUUCCUGGGUACGUUACAAACAAUGGCUCUAUAACGGUGACGUGGCUUAUGUAUGCAUCAAUCAGCAUUAAUCCACUGUUAUACGGUCUCUUGAAUCGUGCCAUCCGAAUAGAAAUCAAAGGCAAAAUGCAAAUGACAAAGCAUUUUUUGUUUUGUAAGAAUACGCAAACAGAAUCAGCAAAUCGAGAAGAGCAUGGAGCUAAUGCGGCAGAAAAUUUCUGGGAGUUCUUGGAACGGACUAACAGUCCUCUUCCUGCUUGAAGUUAAACGUAGAUCAGCUGAAGAGACGCGCCGAGAAAUAAACGCAUAGGCUACAUGGAUACAACAAUUUUUCUGGCUUCUACGACUUCUACUAGAAUUUCUACAUCAUCACCAACUCGACAGGGAUUUGGAAAAGUCAUUGAUUGUUCAUAAACAACAUAACCAGGCCCAGGUAACUGGGUGCCAAGAACAGCACUGACAAAGCCAUUAAGCAAAACCCCAUGAACUAUAGCUUCCCCACCAAAAUGAACUGAAUUUAAGUCACCUGUCAACUUGGAAAAACUUUCCACAUCUGCAUAAGUUACUUUUUUAAGUUCUACUACUGUGGAGCCUUUCUGAAUGAAUGAUUGAAGAAAUCUUUUGUUUAUCCCUUCAGCAAGAUUCAUCUUCAUGUUGGUGCUCUUCUGGAGUAUACACUUUAUUCUCUUGAUGAA
Daphnia pulex (common water flea) is the source of this 1571-nucleotide messenger RNA. Its product is annotated as probable G-protein coupled receptor. Gene Ontology annotation, biological process: G protein-coupled receptor signaling pathway. Gene Ontology annotation, molecular function: G protein-coupled receptor activity. Lineage: Eukaryota; Metazoa; Arthropoda; Branchiopoda; Diplostraca; Daphniidae. The transcript is spliced from 3 exons. Gene Ontology annotation, cellular component: endosome; signaling receptor complex; plasma membrane. The record is from RefSeq and is a predicted model, not a curated record. Bases 1 to 1137 code for a protein of 378 amino acids.